GCCACGGCAGGAUGUACUUUACCUUAUUAGGUAGUCAUCGAUUUCACUCCCCGCCGAAUGCCACCUCAGCAGUCCCCGAAUGGAGCACGCCGGCUCCCAGCGAAGGUUGGGUUUCGACUUGCCAUGUCUCCCGCAUCACCCUGCUGUCUGGCAGGCUUCAGAUUUGUGGGUGGUCAACUGCCAACGCAAUGCCGCCCACGCAGCCGAUAUUCCACACGCCGGCCGGAGAGCAGAUCCGCCGACGUGCACUGGAACGCCUUAGUCGUCGUCAGAUAGGGCCGCCGAGGAGCCAGAGCACUCAAACGUCAAGUGCGCAAACCCCAGCCUCGUCCGACUCAUCAGGGAUGUCCUCUCACGACACAAUGGCCAGCGAGUACGCCAGAUCUUCGAUAGCGAUGUAUGGAGCGCCGUCGGAUUCAGCAACCUUGAUUUCAGCGACGCCUUCGGCCGAUGAUGGCGACGAAGUUGAGUUCUGGGACGAUCCAAUUCGAUCUCCACCCCACAGCGCCGAUGUCUUCCGCUACACCUUGGCUGAAAUGUUUGGCGCCAGCCUGAUCGGCUCCGGUGCCAAGUCUACUCGUUCGACUGCGGUCGACGGUUUUCGGGACUGGUUGGCUUCGUCGAGUCCGCCGGGCGUCUUGGCCGCGAACGACAGCCUGUGUCUGCUGCUACCGGCUUCCACCCUCAACGACCCCCGCCUCCUCCACGAGUCUCGGAAAAGGCAUAACUUCGCCGUGCGAACCAUGCAGAUCGCGCUGAAAACCCAGGUGUACGACGUGGAAAGCGUAAUUGCUUGUGCCUUGGGGCUAUUUCACCUGGAUCUGUUUCGCCCUCUCGCUUCUGGGGUGAGAGGUCUGUAUGAGGGCUUCGUUCACCUGACCCAUAUGCAUUGGAAGGAGCUGCGGGCCUCUCCAAGCCUGGCCGCUGGCUAUAUACGUACGCAGCUGCGACAGACGGUUCUGUUACGGUCGUUGGCUUCGCGGGUCGCGAUGCCCGUACCGAUCGAGCUCUGGCAUCCAUGGCCUGGUACAAUGCAACUGCUGCCGGAAAUCACAGAGAGCUUGAUGCAGCUGGCCGUCAAGAUCCCCGGCCUUCUUGCGGACGCCGACGAGGUUCGCGGGCCCACUCAACCCGACGUCGAUGCCGUCGGGCGCUCGCUGUUAGCGUGCCUGGACAUGGAGCGAAAGCUCCUAGGCUGGCAAGACCAGUACUGCACAGAAGUGACUCUUGACCUCGAAACAUGCAACUUUCCGCGGUCUUGGGCAGAAUUCACGAUCAAAGACAAAGGUGGUGUGACCCGCAGGGUGGCCACAUCCCCUGAUAAACCGAUCGUCAGCGCUUACUGUCAGGCCGUGUGCUACAUCUGUCUCUUGCUCCUGCGAGAAGCCGUGGCGGAACUUCAUGCCAGUCGCGGUGAAGAGAUGCUGCGGAGUUACUACAUCGAGCUUGCAACUCUGACCGCCGAUACGCUUUGUCGGCUCACCUUCUACCUCAUUGAAGGAGAAGACGGUCUGCUCGGCAGAGCCACUGCGGCUCGAGCUCCUCUACACUUUGCAAAUCAAUGGUAUGAGAAGAGCAGCGAUUUCCAAGCCCAGGGAUGGGUCAUGGAGCAAGAAUUACGGGUGCAGAAGCAAAUGCCGUUCCUGGCAUGGGAACACCUACUUCCUCUGAGUCUCUGCUCAAUGUACCUACAAGGAUGAAGAGGCUUGUCUACUGCAUGUAAUAAUUAGUCCAUAUAUUCAACUACCUGUACCUAUAC
Messenger RNA from Neohortaea acidophila, 1759 nucleotides. RefSeq lists its product as uncharacterized. The transcript has a single exon. NCBI's taxonomy places the organism in Eukaryota, Fungi, Ascomycota, Dothideomycetes, Mycosphaerellales, Teratosphaeriaceae. The record is from RefSeq and is a predicted model, not a curated record. Bases 12 to 1700 code for a protein of 562 amino acids.